AUGGAGACCUUCUCACCCUUUCGCGUCGUGGGGAGUGUGUGCGGUGAGGUGCCCAUCAGCAGCACGACGUUGUAUGGAGCCCCUCUCUUGAUGGUCGCCACGGGUCGCACCUUCCAGCUGUUCCGCGGGAAGGAGUUGUCCAUGCUGCGUGGUGGACCUCAUUUUCUCAACCGCGUACGGGCCGUGGCGCAGGCAGGCAAGUACCGCUUCGUUGCCGAAGGUCCCCGUGUGCAUGCCUUUACGCACCACAAACCACUUUGGACGUGCCUGCAUCACGACAUUACACAGAGCAAAGUGGAUUACCUUCUUGCCGUCGAUGAUCUCCUGUUUUGCAUUGGACAGGAUAAGCGGGUGGCCGUGCGUGGGGUGAAGACCGGGAAACUUCUCGGCGAGUUUCUUAUUGAACACAGUGAGGAGGUGCGUGCGGUGGUUGUACCGACUGGGUAUACCAACAAGUUGCUUGUUGCCACCGCCGAGGGGUCGUUGCAUCUGUAUAACUUUAAGACUGGCGUCUGCCUGUGGUACGCGCAACGCGCGUCUGGUGCACAGAUGUUGUCCCUUGCUGCCAGCAGCUAUAAAGACGUCGUCGCCUAUGGCACGAGCCGAGGCCGGGUAGUGGUACUUAACCUCUGCACAGGUGAGGAGAUUAUGAGCUUUGAACAUAAGGAACGAGGUGCUGUGACUGCGUUGGCGUUUCGCAUGGAUAAAAGUAUCUUGGUGUCUGGCACGAGUGCGGGCGAAGUCGCCCUGUGGGAUCUUGAGAACCGCUGCCUCGAGGGUGUGCUCACGCGCAGUAAGCAGGUGCGUUCCGAGGCGGAAGUGUUGGAAAACCCGCACACUAAUGCUGUGCAUUCCAUUUUGGUCCUGCCUACGGACAGCGCCACCAUUGUGACGGCGGGGGCGGAUAAUGCGCUGCUGCAAUUUAGGUUCGACACCGUUGACGGCCUCGGGACACUGGUACGCGAGCGUCGUGGGCACAUGGGUAGUUGCACCACUGCUCUCUUUUACAACACCGAUCUGCUGCUUACAGCUGGAACAGAUCGAGCACUUCGCGUGACCCACGUCUUUUCCGACCGCGCAUCCUGGGAAUUGUCGCAGGGUAAGCUGGGUCGACGCGGUCGCGAAAAGCAGAUGGGCCGUGAGGCGUUAAAAAUGACACCGGCUAUUGCCAUGGCCAGCUCUACCGCGAGAAACUAUCAAUGGUCAAGUGUUGUCUCGCUACAUGAGGCCUCCGCACAGAUGUGUGGCUGGAGAAUGGACACGCGUGCCUUGGAGUGUAAACUUAGUGGUAUUACAACCUCUAUGCAUACAGCACGCUCCAUCGCUUUGAGCGAUUGUGGUAACUUUGCCGUUGUCGGUUAUUCUAGCGGCAACGUGGCAAUCAUCAGCAUCCAGAAUAGGAGUGUGAAGCAGCUGUUUGAUGCUGCACUUCAGCCCCAUGAUCGUGCCCAUACUAGCUCUGUGGAGUGCGUUGAAAUAGCCUGUGGCAAUAGUAUCGUUGUCACUGCGGGCCUGGAUGCACGGAUCAAGUUGUGGGAUCUUCUCACCGGUGGUCUGAGGUCCGCCGUAAAGGUGGACUGUCCGAUGAAUAAGUCCUGCGUUCACCAGCCUUCAUCGCUCUUUAUUGUGGCACAGCACUUCACAAUUCGUGUCUAUCACUGUAACCCUGAUGUGGGGCUCAGUGAUGAUGCCCUCGCCACCCCUGUGCGAGUGUUUGACGGACACAAUGGACCCAUCACGGCAUUGGCUUUGACGCCUGACUCCCACCGUUAUGUUGUGUCCGCCUCUGGGGAUGCCGCGCUACUCGUAUGGGACCUUGCAGCGGCUGCUUGUGUCGGUCAGUACCGACUUGCCUCCCCCGCCCACUCGCUUAGCUUUCAUCCAGACGCACUCUUCAUGGUCUCCACCCACGCGGGAGAACGCGGCGCGUUCUUGUGGUCGAACAAUUUGCGUUACGGCUUUGUGCCGGAAGUCGUGACGGACCCGAAGGGGCGGAUGGUGGAGCAACUGCCGCUCCUGCACUUCCCCACCGCACACGGUGAGGCAGACUUGCAGGAGGAUGAGCCGCAGCCCUGCAAUGGCGACGACGACGAAGAAGAGGCAGGGGGCACGCUGGAGGCAAGCAAGGAAGAUGAGAUGCAGCAUAACGGCCAUCAACAACUGGCCGAUGGGAGGGGAGACGCAGAAGCAGAGCUGUUUGAUGCGUCGAAGGACACCGCGCUUAUACGGCGCCAACGGGAGCACGAGCAAAUGGUGCAGCUCGAUGGAAUUGUUUCCGGCGGCUUACGGCUCGCCGGUGUGUCCCGUUCCUUGUGGUUUAACCUCACGUUGCUGGAGCAGAUUAAGGAAAAGAACAUGCCACUCCUGCCACCCAAGAAGCGUGACGUUCCCUUCUUUCUCCCUACAACGCAAGAACUACGUCCUACCUUUCUUGUGUUGGCGUCCUCGGGAAAAAGUGGAGAGUCGGCGGCGCCUCAGACACACGUCGUCGGCGCACCGCUUGCAGAAUUGACGCAGUUGCAGCGCAUGUUGCUGGAGGAGGAGCAUGACGACUUGAUGCUCUACUUACUCGCACUGAAGACUCCACAGGCCAUUGACUUGGAGAUUAAGCGUGCUGUGGAGUAUACCGAUGGUGUUUCCUACUCGAAGGAGGAACUAGACCGUAUCCACAGCUGUGUCCGCGGGCUAUUUUCUUUUCUGGCGACGUGGCUGCGGCGACGUGAAAACGUGGACCUUGUGCAGGGUAUUUUGGCCGACGUGAUCCGCUCCCACGGUGCACUGUUAACCAAAUGUGGGGAGGAGAUGGUGGAUGUGCUUGAGGAGGUGGCGCAGCUGCAGAACGCGGUGCGGCACAGCAUGGAUCACCUGGUGGGCUACCCGAGCUGCCUGGUUGGCACCUUUUCGGGUUCACUCUUUUAG
Trypanosoma conorhini is the source of this 2919-nucleotide messenger RNA. Its product is annotated as U3 small nucleolar RNA-associated protein 21. Bases 1 to 2919 code for a protein of 972 amino acids. The record is from RefSeq and is a predicted model, not a curated record. Gene Ontology annotation, molecular function: protein binding. Gene Ontology annotation, cellular component: small-subunit processome; Pwp2p-containing subcomplex of 90S preribosome. The transcript has a single exon. Gene Ontology annotation, biological process: rRNA processing. Lineage: Eukaryota; Euglenozoa; Kinetoplastea; Trypanosomatida; Trypanosomatidae.